GAAAGAUGUUUCCUUGUCGCAAAAUCCGGCGCUUUAAGAUGAUUACAUGAUGUUUUAGGACGAAGAAGUACUAAUUACAAAAAUGGAGAAAGGCGGUACCAGCAAUAGCCCAAGUUAUCAAACCAGGGGUGAAACAUUUCAGGUAAACCUUAUAGAUCACGAACUCUCCGAAGACACGGAUGCAGAGUCUGAAAUACAUGUCAUUGACGAUGUCGCACAUUUUAAAGAUACUGAAAAACAAGGAUUGGCUUUCAAGGAUGGACUAGAGGGUUAUGUUCUGUCCAUACGGACAGACAUAAGUGACACAGACAGUGUUUAUUUUAAGUUAAGUCAAGAUGAUGGAAGUGCAGAAUUAGUUAGUGAUUAUAAAAUUGUUUUGAAUUAUGGUAACGGCAAUAUGAUUAUUUACCAUAUACCAAACAUGAUAAUAGACAAUCUGCAACCUGGUCCAACAGUUGUCCAUAUAGACACAGGUAAAACAUACAAAUGUCGCGCUGGAGUGGUUCGAAGCCAUGACGAAGAAGAUGUAAUAGUUCACACCAACAUCCAAAAGUUACCUGAUGUCACCGUGUGUAAGAUAAUAUUUGGUGAUAGUUUAGAGGUACCUUGCUCUGAGAUAAGAAAAUAUCAAGACAUGGAAUAUAGCAGUUUAUUUGUGAAGACUGUUGACAUACCAAAUUCUGUCAACCUAUUGACACUUGAGCAGUGGAUGAAACAGCUUAACAUACCACAGCUUUGCGAUAAUCAAGACAACCACAGUUAUCAAUAUUCUGAUAAAUUUUCCGGUGAAAAAUUUUGGAUUAACCUUAUAAAUAAUGGGAACAACGAUGACAUAGAUUUGUUUAGUAACAAUAUGUUAAUAGAUAUCAAGAUGAAUGCCAGGAAUUUUGAAAUCAACGACAGAGAAUGUUUGGCUUUCAAAAGUGGAUCUCAUGCCUAUGUUUCUGCAAAGGCGAAAAUAUAUGCCAUAGACAACAUGUGCUUUAAGUUAUGUAACGAUGACGGAAGUGACGAAUUGAUUACUGAUCACAAAAUUGUUUUGAUUUGUGAUUCGCUAAAUAUGGUUAUUUACCAUAUCCCAAACAUGAUCAUAGACAAUCUAGAAACUGGUCCAACAAUUGUUCACAUUGACGCAGGUCAAGUAUAUAAAUACCGCGCUGGGGUUGUUCAAGGCCAAGACGAUGAACAUAUAAUAGUCCACACCUGCAUCCAAGAUUUACCUGAUGCGAGCAAGUGUACAAUCAUAUUUGACGAUAACUCAAUAGUGCCAUGUUGUGGAGUAACAAAACAUCAACAAUGUAGCAGUUUGCUGAUGAAGAUGGUUGAGAUACCAGCCUUAAUCAAUCUAUUGACGGUUGACCAGUGGAUGAACCAGUUUAACAUAACACAGGAGGAAGAUGGUAACAAAGAUAAUCCAAGUUAUCAACGGAUAUAUCAAACCACGGGUAAAACAUUUCAGGUAAACCUCAUAGAAAACAAACUCUCUGAAGGCACUGAUGCAAUGGCUGAACAGGAUGUGGUAAUAUGUGUCGUUGACGAUGCCGCAAAUUUUAACGAUACUGAAAAACAAGGCUUGGCUUUCAAACAUGGACUGGAGGGUUAUGUUCUCUCCAUACGGUCAGACAUAAGUGACACCGACAGUGUUUAUUUUAAGCUAAGUCAAGAUGAUGGAAGUUGUGAAUUAGUUAGUGAUUAUAAAAUUGUUUUGAAUUAUGGUAGCGGCAAUAUGAUUAUUUACCAUAUACCAAACAUGAUAAUAGAUGAACUGCAACCUGGUCCAACAGUUGUUCACAUAGAUACGGGUGCAACAUAUAAAUGUCGCGCUGGAUUGGUUCGAAGCCACGACGAGGAAAAUGUAAUAGUUCACACCAACAUCCAAAAGUUACCUGAUGCCACCAUGUGUAAGAUCAUAUUUGGUGAUAGUUUAGAGGUACCUUGCUCCGAGCAAAGAAAAUAUCGAGACAUGAAAUAUAGCAGUUUAAUUGUGAAGAGUGCUGAAAUACCAAAUUCUUUCAACCUUCUGACUCUUGAGCAGUGGAUGAAACAGCUUAACAUACCACAGAAUGUAUAG
Messenger RNA from Patella vulgata (common limpet), 2071 nucleotides. RefSeq lists its product as uncharacterized. The transcript is spliced from 5 exons. Lineage: Eukaryota; Metazoa; Mollusca; Gastropoda; Patellidae. The coding region runs from base 83 to 2071 and encodes 662 amino acids. The record is from RefSeq and is a predicted model, not a curated record.